GCCACGCAGGUUUCGGCCGUGGAGUAGCCGCUGGAACCCCCUGUCCUUGGCCAAAAGUGGCCGAAAUCCCAAAAAUGUCUUCGUCUGUUUGCCGAAAGACCCCGCAAGAUCCCGUGCGUUUUGGCCGAAAAUUCCUAGUCAAGAUCAAAAAAAUUUCGUCCGCCAGAGGCCUUUUGGGGCAAAUUUCGUUCCGAACGAAGGAAGAUACGAGCGCUGGGUAUGGCUGUGUGCAAAUUGUUUGACAUGGCCAGGUUGCGAUAUGCGACAUGUGACAUAGCAACAUACGACAUACCGACAUACCCUCGCCCGCAUUUGCAUAGCUACGCGUCCUGGAGCUCAUUCAAGUAAUAUCUCCCAGCUUUGCGGCGGAGCAUUGCGCUAGCAUAGCCACAAGCUCCUCCCACUGGCCGCACCCUACGCCACGCCACUACCACCGUGGCAACCGUGACACGUUUUGUUGUGUGCCACGGCGUUCCACGGUUACCAGAGGGACAUAGCCGCUUAGCCGAGCCGCUUAGCCGAGCGCCCGCGCGAACACCUGUGGGCGAUAAAGCUUUCACGCGCAAGGACAUAGAGCUGCUGCUACAAAUGGACUCCCUGCACUGUUCAUGCUUUUACCAGUUUUGAGCACAGCCUCUGUUGGAUCUAGCAUUUUCAUAACCAAACGCUGACAGCUGCAGUUCUCAUACUGCCUCAUGCUAGCCAUAAUGCAAACGAAGCAUGUGAAAAUGCAGCGCCCAUCUGCCUAUAAUGCAAGGGUCGUUGAGGGCAUUUCCUCGCUGUUUGGCCAAGAAGCGCAUGCAGACUGUCGGAUUGUGUUUUGCUUAGAACAUGCUGAAAAGGAAGUAAAUAAGGCCCAGGCCAGUACCUCGGGGCGCAAGCGCGAACGCGAGGACGAUGUUGACAACUCGACUGUUGGCGAGCCGCUUCCCGCGCACUCGUUCGUGCUGCGCUUUGCCAGCGACAAACUAGCGGCACAGCUGGAGUGGCCGACCAAGACGGCAAAUGGCGCCAAUGAACAGGAGCGGCCAGCAGCAAAGAAGGCAAAGGGCAAGGGGCGGAAGGCGGCGGCCAAGCCCUGUGCUGCGGAGGAGCAGCAGCGGCCGUCGCCGCCUGUUGUGGAGGUGUGGCUAGGCAGCGAGGCGGAGCUGCCCGCGGCCCGUGCCGCUCUCCAGUUCGCCUACACGGGCCGCGUGGAGGCGGGUGACAUUCGCGAGGCGCUGCAGGUGCGGCGGCAGGCGGCCUACCUGCAGAUGGAGGGCUGCGUGGAGGCGUGCGCGGCGGCGGUGCGGGAGAAGCUGACAGCGGCGGGGGCGGAGGCGGUACCAGCGGCGGGAGCAGCUGCGGCUAGCGCUACGGCGCCAGCCGCAGCAGCAGCAGAGGCCGUACUCGAGCUGUACCGCUGCACAGACGUGUGGCCUGACCCCGCGGACGACGCCGCAUUUGCAGCACUGCUGACGGAGGCCAAGCGGCGGCUGGUGGCGCACUUUGGCGAUGCGUUGGCGGUGCUAAACGACCAGACCCUGUAUGACCAGAUGCGGGCUCUGCCGGCUGUGGGCCUGGAGGCUCUGCUUGAGAGCGACGACUUCGGCACCGACAGCGAGAGCAGCGUGGUGCUGCUCCUGGCGGAGUGGAUGGAAGCCGCCGACAACUUCAGUCGCACUGAUGCGGCGGCGCGGCGGCGGCUGUGCGGGCUGCUGCGACUGGCGCAGUGCAGCAAGACCUAUCUCGCCUGGGUGCUGCCCAUGCUGGCCGCGCGCCACGCCAGGAAACCCGACGACGCGGCAGGCUGGUUCGCCGUCAGCCCGGUGGCGGUGACAUGCGUCAGCAACUUCGCCGCGGCGACGGAGGAGGAAACGCAAGCGCUCACUGCCUCCGGUCACCUGGUUCUACUGCUGCAGCCGCAUGCAGACACGUGGUUGAGUACAAAACGCCGGCGCCAGUGCCUGCCCGCCGCCGGGCGGACCUUCGACUUCAACAUUAGCCUGACGGCCUUGGAGCAGCAUGAGCAGGAGCAAAAGCUCGCCAGCAUGGCGCCGGGAUCAGCCUGUUUGAUUACUAGUGUUGUGCCAGGGGCACCCACAAGCGGCCGCGUUGUCGCUUUGGGCCUCGAUUGGAGUGGAGUCCUGCAGCGGAAGAAGGGCCAGGACGCCGCGGCAGGCUGCUUCGCAAUCGUCAACAUGCCGCGGGUCCUGCUGUUGCCCGGGCUGGACGAGGUAUUAGUCAUGUCCGCCGCGGUCACCGCAUUCCCCCGGAUGCGCCUAACAGUGUACCGUGGCAGCGCUGCCCGCGGCGGGCAGAGGGAGAAGGCCUGGGAGGGUGAUCCGGGCGGUGCCUUGAGCAUGGGCAUGGGGCGGGGGCACGAGCGCUGCCUGCCGCUGCGCCCUGUCUCCGCCUCGGCGCAGCAGUCGGGUGGGGCAGUUGCGGCCCGGUGGGCUGCGUACCUGUACGGCGGCCAAAUUAGAUGUGCCCUGACGCUGCUUCCGCCCUGACACAGCUUGACGAACGGCGGGCGCCGGUCAGGGUGUGGGUAGGAUGAUGGGGCGGGCGGAGCGCCAGGAACGAUGUGUGCCAAGCGUUUGUUGUGUUGUGAUGUGGCGGAUGUACGGUAUAAUGUAUGCUACUUUGGCAUGUGCUUAUUGGAACAUGCUGUCCGUAUUGGUACUUCUAUAAACGUGAGCGUUGUGCUUUUGGCAGUUCUUAGAGUGGUCGGGGCGGCCAGAUGCCGUUGGGGCAGCCAGAUGCGGCAGAAACUUUGUCUGUGAUCGCUGCAUCUAUGCUGUUACCUUGCGUACCGUAUUAUAUGGGAUGAGCGUUGGUGUAUCUAGGCUGUCAGAAAUCAUAUGCAGCGCCUACAAAGGAUUGAGGGAGCGCAGUUUGAGAGCGUAACCCCAGACCCCAACAAUCAAAUUUGCAACAUUUUGCAACGUCAACGCACGAAUGUGGGCGCGGCGGGUGCGGCGGUUAUGGCGGUGAGCAAAGACCAUUGUGAGUUUCAGCCGUGUGGAUGUUGGUACCCUGGGGUGUAUCGAAGUUUCUCUUCCCCGGCAUGUGUGGUGAUAUCACGCCCCGGAAGGGAGUGCGAUGGCCGAUUGGAUAGGCUAACGGGCAGGUUGGCGUAGUCCGAUGGCUAAUAUAGCAGAGUCCCGAGGAACAAAAUACACCCAGCCCCAAUGAAACAUGGCAAAACGUCGCCCCCGCGCAAAUGAUUACCCGCCCGGUCCCGUUACCAGUACCGCGUGAGUGCGUGACCAUAAUCCAGAAUGCUGCUGCGGAAUGCUGACGGGCCCCGGAAAGGAGGCCCUGCAGAAGGCCCUCAGGACAUCUAGGGACCUUCUGUUCCUUCCCAACGACAGGUUUCCCGGCAAUUCCAGCUUACAAGUUAUACGGUUCUUUUAGUGCUGAGGUGCUAUGUACGGUAUGUGUACAUGUAAUGCCGUAUCCUG
This is a messenger RNA of Chlamydomonas reinhardtii, 3446 nucleotides long. RefSeq lists its product as uncharacterized. Lineage: Eukaryota; Viridiplantae; Chlorophyta; Chlorophyceae; Chlamydomonadales; Chlamydomonadaceae. The transcript has 3 exons. Bases 729 to 2492 code for a protein of 587 amino acids. The record is from RefSeq and is a predicted model, not a curated record.